Alligator mississippiensis (American alligator) is the source of this 1868-nucleotide messenger RNA. It is a transcript of the gene TCTA, whose product is annotated as T cell leukemia translocation altered. The transcript is spliced from 3 exons. NCBI's taxonomy places the organism in Eukaryota, Metazoa, Chordata, Crocodylia, Alligatoridae. The record is from RefSeq and is a predicted model, not a curated record. The coding region runs from base 106 to 420 and encodes 104 amino acids.
CGCGACCCCGCCCCGCCCCUGGUCACGUACUCCGGGCAGAGCCGCUAGCAUAGCGACGGCGCUGAGCGACGCCUGAGCGCCUGCGCAGUGUGGGCUGCGGGGGCAAUGGCGGCUCCAUGGCUGAGCUGCUGGGAGGCGCCGGCGCGAGCGCUGCGGGGCCUGGCCGGGCUGGGCCGGGACUUCGCGGCCGAGUGGGAGGCGCAGGACCUGCGCGCGGCGCUCUUCCAGCUGCUGCUGCUCUGGCUCGGCCUCAGCCUCGUGGCCAUCCAGCUCGCCUGGCGCGUCUACGGCGGCGCUGUCACCGCGCUCUGCUGCCGCCCAGGCAUGGGAGGCCAGAAUGGAGGGACCCCAGAUGGCUCCUCACAUUUCCCUGCCUGGGAAAGUUCAAGCACCGAGCCUGUGAAAACACACCGAGAGUGAUGAAUGGAUGAGCUGGCAGAGUGUGCUUCUGCCACUCCAGGCAUGUCUGGAAUGGCGCCCACAGUCCCUGACACUGUUUUCAGGCCUCCAGAGAGACUCGGGGAAUUGGCCUUGCUUCUUCACUGCUUUGGAGACUGCAGCCAUCUACUCCCUUUCACUGAGCUCUGAUGGCACUGGUAACCUGCGUGCACAGCUGCACAGAGUACUGUGAGAACUCAUCUAGGAUGGACUUUCACCUGCCUUGUCUUUGGGCAGGAGGUGCUAUUUUCUGUUCAUUCACUACUAAUAGUAUUUGCAUUGGCCCCAUGUAGUGGAUCUUGGCUCCUGCACCAAAGCAGGAAACUUACCAGGCCUCCACAGCAGCAUUCAGUGUUAUGCCUCGUUCUUGCCCUGAUAGCCUCAGUUUAAACCCUUCCCCAUACCUAGUGAAAGUGCUGUGAGUCUCUUCACCCUGCCCCCAGCAUCCCAACUUCUGUCUGCUCAAAUACUUCCUGCUGCUUUGGCAUUUCCUGUGUUCCUUAAUGAGAAAUUGUCUGACCAGGUCCCUUUUCCCUCCACUGCCAUGGGAUGAACUGUGCAUGCCUUCUGUGCCAAGGUGGUGUGUUGUCCUGCCUCACCUGCCAUGUUCCCUGACAUCACCUAAACACCAUAAAAAGCUUGAGACUUCUCUGUGGUCCAUCUGCUCCUCCUUAAUGGAGCAGGGCACUCUUGGAUGACCAGGGCUCCUGGCUAAGUACAGGCUGUUGAAGGGGAAAAAAGAGCAGGCUAGCAGGAUACAUUUGUCCAAGCCUGCCUAGUUACCUAAAAUAGCUAGUUAUUUAGCCAUAAAGAGCUGCUACACUUACCUGUCUUCGAGUAGGGGGUUGGCAACAGUUCCACGUUCUGUUGCCCUACUUUAGCACCACUAGCUGGCUAAUGCAUACUUGAGUGUAGCUCUGGGAAUGCAAGAGGUGGUGGUGACUUCAGCUUCUAUACAGCCCCUCAACUGCUUUCCCUCUGUUCUGGUACCCUGCAAGUUCUGCCCUGCAGCUGGUGAUCCCACUUGUGCUUAGAGCCAGCUUCUGUAGAGUGAGUCAAGAUGCCAUCUAGUGGGUGACUUGAGGAUGUACUGGCUCCUGAGUAAGGGUCUGGUAACGUUUCCUUGCCACAUCACCCAGAAGAGGGCACCAUCCUGGUUUUCUCCAGGCCAGGAGCAGUGAGUGACUCUGUAGGCCCCACUGGAAGACCUUGCCAUGGAACACAGCAUCCUGGAGCCCAGGUCAGAACUGUAACCAUAGGUGUCUUCAGCCACUUCCUAACCCCUGAUAGCUGGUGACUGCCUGUGCCUUCUGUGUGGCUCCUCUGACCCUGGCUCUUUCCUACCCAUGUAAGUACAUAGGCUUCUGACUGGAACUGUGCUGGUACCUUGUGCCAUAGAGCAUUGGUGGAUUAAAGCCUUUUUGGUUUGA